ACACACACACACCCAGAUCAGUCAGUCUCUCUCAAACCGUCAUGGUGACCACAGAGACCCACCAGAGCCAGGAGCUGCUGCCCCCCCCCAGCAUGGACCCAGGACCCCUGGCUGGGCUGGAAUCCUCCCCCGGGCCCCUGGCCGGGCUGGACCCCGAGGCGUUGGUUCAGGGUCCGGUGAACGCCAUCACCGUCCUCACGCUGCUUGACAAACUGGUCAACAUGCUGGAUGCCGUGCAGGAGAACCAGAACAAAAUGGAGGUGCACCAGGUGGAGAUGGAGGGCGUGGUCCGGGGGAUCCAGGCAGAUAUGACCAAACUGUCCAAGAGCCACAGCCAUACAUCCAACACUGUCAGCAAACUGCUGGACAAGAGCCGCAAGCUCUCCGUCACCAUGAAGGAGGUGAGGGAUAAGAUGGAGCGUCAGGGUGUGCAGGUGAGGAAGCUGGAGGCUAACCAUGCCCACCUGGUCAACAGGAACCAGUUCAAGGUGCUCAUCUUCCAGGAGGAGAAUGAGAUCCCGUCCUCGGUCUACCUGAAGGAUCCCCCCCCAUUCCCUCGGGAUGAGAUCCUGGAGGAGGGGGAGGAGCCGACAGAGGGAGUCGAUGGUAACCGUUCCCAGGAGGGCGGGCUCUCCACCAUCGACCUAUCAUCUGACGAGGAUGAAGGGCUGGAGGCAGAGCUAGAGGAGGAGGAGGCGUGGCCUCAAGACCUGGAGAACAUGGAGAAAUCCAGAGCAGAGAAACUGAAGAGAUCCAGUCUGAAGAAGGUGGACAGUCUAAAGAAGGCGUUCUCCAGGCAGAACAUUGAGAAGAAGAUGACCAAGAUUGGAACAAAGAUUGUUUCUCAGGAACAGCGAGAGAAGAUCAAACAGAAAACCUCCAGCCUGAAGGUCUCACCUCUGACCUUCAGCAUCAGGAAGCCUCGCAGCAGCUCAGACUCUCGGCACCCCGACGCCCUGCAGGAGGAGGCCGUCAUUGACGUCUCUGACCUGCAGAUCCCUGACAUCCAGGUUCCCUUCAACGAGGUUUCCUUCACUGAGGUCCACGCCCAGCUGAGUCCGGAGGAACCGGGGGAGAAAGAGGAGAAACAGGAUGAAGAGGAGAAGGAGGAAAAAGAGGAGGAAGAGGCAAAAGAGGAAGAGCUGGUGGAGGUGGAGAACAUAGAGGUGAUGGAGAAUGUAGAGAAUGUAGAGAAGAUGAUGGAAAACGUAGAAGAAGUGAUGGAGAACGUAGAAGAAGUGAUGGAGAACGUAGAGGAGGUGAUGGAGGAUGUGGAUGUUUCUGUGGUUUCUGAGGGAGUCGGUCAGAAUUACGCUUUGUCCUCCACUCUGCCCCAGGAGGAGAACCAGGAGUAAAGUCUCCAUGUUUAAGGGGUGUUUAUGGUCUUUAUUGUUUAAGCUUCACAGAUAUAUUCAUAUUGCACAGGAACCUGAACCCUCCUACACGUUCAGAUUUCACUAACUAAACAAAAAAUGUUUGAAUGCGUUUUUAUAUUAAGUUCUACAGCUGAUCCGAGAACUGUUAUUUUGGUUCCUCUAAUGUUCCCCUGAGUUUCCUCCAGAGUCUUUAAAGACCAUCUGAACAACAUUCCCCCAGGAUUCCUUUGAGGUUCCCCAUGUUCUCCAACAUUCCCAUUAGCGUUGCCUCAGGUUUUGAGAGGUUCUUCCGAAGUUUAUCAGAUUCCUCACUAAACAUUUUCUUAGGGUUCCUCUAUCAGGCUACACGGUCCCUUUAAUAUUCCCUUAGGGUUCCUCUAUCAGGCUACAAGGUCCCUUUAAUAUUCCCUUAGGGUUCCUCUAUCAGGCUACAAGGUCCCUUUAAUAUUCCCUUAGGGUUCCUCUAUCAGGCUACACGGUCCCUUUAAUAUUCCCUUAGGGUUCCUCUAUCAGGCUACAAGGUCCCUUUAAUAUUCCCUUAGGGUUCCUCUAUCAGGCUACAAGGUCCCUUUAAUAUUCCCUUAGGGUUCCUCUAUCAGGCUACAAGGUCCCUUUAAUAUUCCCUUAGGGUUCCUCUAUCAGGCUACAAGGUCCCUUUAAUAUUCCCUUAGGGUUCCUCUAUCAGGCUACAAGGUCCCUUUAAUAUUCCCUUAGGGUUCCUCUAUCAGGCUACAAGGUCCCUUUAAUAUUCCCUUAGGGUUCCUCUAUCAGGCUACAAGGUCCCUUUAAUAUUCCCUUAGGGUUCCUCUAUCAGGCUACAAGGUCCCUUUAAUAUUCCCUUAGGGUUCCUCUAUCAGGCUACAAGGUCCCUUUAAUAUUCCCUUAGGGUUCCUCUAUCAGGCUACAAGGUCCCUUUAAUAUUCCCUUAGGGUUCCUCUAUCAGGCUACAAGGUUCCUUUAAUAUUCCCUUAGGGUUCCUCUAUCAGGCUACAAGGUCCCUUAAAUAUUCCCUUAGGGUUCCUCUAUCAGGCUACAAGGUCCCUUUAAUAUUCCCUUAGGGUUCCUCUAUCAGGCUACAAGGUCCCUUUAAUAUUCCCUUAGGGUUCCUCUAUCAGGCUACAAGGUCCCUUUAAUAUUCCCUUAGGGUUCCUCUAUCAGGCUACAAGGUCCCUUUAAUAUUCCCUUAGGGUUCCUCUAUCAGGCUACAAGGUCCCUUUAAUAUUCCCUUAGGGUUCCUCUAUCAGGCUACAAGGUCCCUUUAAUAUUCCCUUAGGGUUCCUCUAUCAGGCUACAAGGUCCCUUUAAUAUUCCCUUAGGGUUCCUCUAUCAGGCUACAAGGUCCCUUUAAUAUUCCCUUAGGGUUCCUCUAUCAGGCUACAAGGUUCCUUUAAUAUUCCCUUAGGGUUCCUCUAUCAGGCUACAAGGUCCCUUUAAUAUUCCCUUAGGGUUCCUCUAUCAGGCUACAAGGUCCCUUUAAUAUUCCCUUAGGGUUCCUCUAUCAGGCUACAAGGUUCCUUUAAUAUUCCCUUAGGGUUCCUCUAUCAGGCUACAAGGUCCCUUUAAUAUUCCCUUAGGGUUCCUCUAUCAGGCUACAAGGUCCCUUUAAUAUUCCCUUAGGGUUCCUCUAUCAGGCUACAAGGUCCCUUUAAUAUUCCCUUAGGGUUCCUCUAUCAGGCUACAAGGUCCCUUUAAUAUUCCCUUAGGGUUCCUCUAUCAGGCUACAAGGUUCCUUUAAUAUUCCCUUAGGGUUCCUCUAUCAGGCUACAAGGUUCCUUUAAUAUUCCCUUAGGGUUCCUCUAUCAGGCUACAAGGUCCCUUUAAUAUUCCCUUAGGGUUCCUCUAUCAGGCUACAAGGUCCCUUUAAUAUUCCCUUAGGGUUCCUCUAUCAGGCUACAAGGUUCCUUUAAUAUUCCCUUAGGGUUCCUCUAUCAGGCUACAAGGUCCCUUUAAUAUUCCCUUAGGGUUCCUCUAUCAGGCUACAAGGUCCCUUUAAUAUUCCCUUAGGGUUCCUCUAUCAGGCUACAAGGUCCCUUUAAUAUUCCCUUAGGGUUCCUCUAUCAGGCUACAAGGUCCCUUUAAUAUUCCCUUAGGGUUCCUCUAUCAGGCUACAAGGUCCCUUUAAUAUUCCCUUAGGGUUCCUCUAUCAGGCUACAAGGUCCCUUUAAUAUUCCCUUAGGGUUCCUCUAUCAGGCUACAAGGUCCCUUUAAUAUUCCCUUAGGGUUCCUCUAUCAGGCUACAAGGUCCCUUUAAUAUUCCCUUAGGGUUCCUCUAUCAGGCUACAAGGGGCCUCUAUGGUUCUUUUGCGAUAAUGCCCGGAGGUUCUCCUGAUGUAUGUUGUCAGAUACAUUACCAGCGCUGGCUUUUAAUUGCACCUCUUUUAACUAACAUUUGAAUAAACUUCAAUCACUGUUUUUAUUUUGAAAACCUGCUGCCAAAGACACUUCCCGUUACAGGUGUUACGUUCCAUCAAUUAAAUAAUAUGUGUUACGA
This is a messenger RNA of Eleginops maclovinus (Patagonian blennie), 3867 nucleotides long. RefSeq names its product caveolae associated protein 2b (gene cavin2b). The record is from RefSeq and is a predicted model, not a curated record. NCBI's taxonomy places the organism in Eukaryota, Metazoa, Chordata, Actinopteri, Perciformes, Eleginopidae. Bases 42 to 1355 code for a protein of 437 amino acids. The transcript has 6 exons. Gene Ontology annotation, molecular function: protein kinase C binding. Gene Ontology annotation, cellular component: cytoplasm; caveola.